Molecule: messenger RNA, 498 nt
Organism: Lichtheimia ornata
Lineage: Eukaryota; Fungi; Mucoromycota; Mucoromycetes; Mucorales; Lichtheimiaceae
Exons: 4
Coding region: 1-498 (165 amino acids)
Biological process (GO): box C/D snoRNP assembly
Source: RefSeq, a predicted model, not a curated record
AUGGGUGAUUCGCCCAAGCAUUCAGCCGAUCUUUUGAAUAUUCCCGGGCGUAAACAGACCAUUGCCAAGCUGUUGGCAACUAAUCAGCCUGACAACGAUCAACUACACCAGGAUACAGCACCUCCAGCUCCACCGUUACCACGACAAAAGCCCAACAUGUACAAAGUUUCCCCUCCAAGUGAUAUUUUAUCCCGUGUACAAGCAUUCUUGCCACAGCUUCAAACUGCCAACAGCGAACUUGAUCAAAAGGACCCAUCUGAAUUGGAUAUUGAGAAUGUGAAUGAAGAACAAGAGGGCCAAUACAUUGAAAUGAAUCUGGGAUUGGGUGUAUUCGAAGCCAAGCGUAAGGGCGAUGCAUCGGACACGAGCGACGAUCAUGAUAGCGAUGACAAUGACGAGAUUAUCAUACCAUCCUCUUCAUCGAAACCUACCACUACCGAGAAACCCAAUAUCCAAUUGCUGCAUUCUGAAGAUUCCAAUGACGAUAAGCAUUCAUAG